Hypanus sabinus (Atlantic stingray) is the source of this 13032-nucleotide messenger RNA. RefSeq lists its product as uncharacterized. Gene Ontology annotation, molecular function: calcium ion binding. NCBI's taxonomy places the organism in Eukaryota, Metazoa, Chordata, Chondrichthyes, Myliobatiformes, Dasyatidae. Gene Ontology annotation, cellular component: plasma membrane. The record is from RefSeq and is a predicted model, not a curated record. Gene Ontology annotation, biological process: homophilic cell-cell adhesion.
UCUUCCUGCAAUCAUUUCGUGGUAUGGCCACUUCUGUGGAAUAAUCGAGCAGAGGUCUGUUUCUGGGAAAUAUCUCUGUGCAGAACAAUGGCGACUUCGGCGAUCAAAAGCGACAGUGUUUUCAAGAACUAUGCAAUUCUGAUUCUGGUAUGUACACCGAAUUUGGUUUUUGGGCAUAUUCGCUUUGCCAUUAGCGAAGAAUUGGAGAGUGGGGCUUUUGUCGGGAAUAUCGCUCAGGAUUUAGGUUUGAGUGUACCGCAAUUGGCCGGUAGUAAAUUUGCACUAACCUCCGAAGACGGUGGACAAUAUAUGGAGCUUAAUUUGGAGAAUGGAAUAUUAUCUGUUCAUGAAAGGAUCGACAGGGAACAUAUAUGUGGACACGCAAAUGUGUGUAUCAUUCCUUUCAAAAUUGUGCUGAAAAAUCCUUUAUCGGUUUAUCGUGGGGAAGUGGAAAUUCUGGAUAUAAAUGAUAAUUCCCCGACCUUCCCCGAGAGUACCGUUGCUUUACAGAUAGCGGAAGCAAUUGCGCCGGGGGUACGUUUCCCUCUCGAGAGUGCGGAAGAUUCAGAUAUUGGAUUAAAUACAGUCGCCGACUACACAAUUAAUUCCAGCGAAUACUUUAGUUUAAGGACACAGAAAACCGAAGGCGAAUUUAUAACUGUCGAAUUAGUCCUAGAGAAAUCUUUAGACAGAGAGUUACAGUCAUCCAUUCGAAUUGUCCUGACAGCGACUGAUGCUGGGACUCCCCGACGCUCUGGCACAGCGGAGAUUUUCAUUACGGUUGUGGACAUCAAUGACAAUCCACCUGUAUUCGACCACAACGUUUACAAGAGCAGCUUAAGUGAAAACGUACCCUUGGGUACCUUCGUGAUAAAAAUCCAGGCUAAUGAUGUGGACGAAGGUUUGAAUGCUGAGCUAACAUAUUCUUUCAGCAAGAUAACUUCACCAAAACUACGCGAGUUGUUCAGUUUAGAUUCCGACACAGGAGAGAUUCGAGUUGAAGGAGAGCUAGAUUUUGAGGAAGAAAGCAGUUAUUAUCUGAAUGUUCAAGCUGUGGACCAUGGAUCACCUCCAUUUAUAGGACGCGCCAAAGUGUUUAUUAACUUGGUUGAUAUAAAUGACAAUGCACCCGAAAUAGAAGUGUCGUCAGCUGUGAGCAGAAUUCCAGAAAAUUCUCCGCCUGGUACUUUAAUAACUUUUUUCAAUGUUUUUGAUCGAGAUUCUGGAGAAAAUGGUGAAGUGAAGUGCGAGAUUCCAAAGAACGUCCCCUUUAGACUUCAAACAUCGUCGAAGAAUCAUUAUGAGUUGAUUACUUGCGAACCAUUGGACCGCGAAGUGGUGUCCGAGUAUAAAAUACCUGUCAUAGCCUGGGACUUGGGUUCACCCUCACUGUCAAGCAAUGCAAUCAUUCAUGUUAUAGUGUCAGAUGUGAAUGAUAAUGCGCCGCAAUUUGCUGAUCCUUCCUACAACGUAUACGUGAUGGAAAACAACGAGCCGGGCGCUUCUGUAUUUGCGGUAUCUGCUUCUGAUCCUGACCUGGACCAGAAUUCUUACGUUUCGUACUCCUUUCUCAACUUUAUGCAAGACUUUCCACUGUCCAGUUCCCUCAGUAUUAACUCCAUGAACGGCACAAUUUACGCGCUGCGCUCCUUUGACUACGAGAAAUUUAAACACUUCCAGAUCCACGUUCAAGCACGUGACGGUGGAGUGCCCCCGCUGAGCAGCACUGCUACAGUGAAUGUGAUCAUUCUAGAUCAGAAUGACAAUGCUCCGGAAAUUGUUACAACUCCGGGACAGGAAGAAUCCGAUUUGAUAGAGAUCCUACCCCUGUCAGCUGGUCCAGGACACUUGGUCGCCAAGAUAUUGGCAACUGACGCAGAUUCUGGACAGAACGCUCGGCUGUCCUAUCAGGUACAGAGAUCUACCGAUCCUAGUUUAUUCAAUGUUGAUAAAAAUUCCGGUGAAGUCCGAACAACUCGCAUUAUUUUAGAGUCUGAUUCCACCACGCAAACUCUGGUCAUCUUGGUGAAAGACAAUGGCCAACCGAGCCUCUCAACCACGGUUAGUAUGCUCAUUACAAUUCUGGAAAAUAUUACUGAAAAGAUUCCUGUAAGUAGCAAUUUAGCGAAGAAUACUGGGCAUUUUCCUAAUCCGAUUACACUUCUGAUCGUAAUCUUCGGUUGCACAUCCGUUCUGUUUCUUUUGAUCAUCAUUCUCCUCAUUGGCAUCAAAUGCAUGCAGAACAGAAAUAUUAACCAAGAGUAUAAUUCUCCCAACUAUUAUAAACGUAGGCAGUUUCAAACUACGUUUAAUCGAAGGUCUACAUUGGAAGAAACUUUGCGCUAUCCUGGAACGUGCCGGAUAGGUCACGAUUCAGCAGGGCAACAUUACUCGGUUUCUCUGUCUCCAGAAUCGAUGAAGAGCGACUUCCUCUUUUUGAAGCCAUGCGCUGCUCCCAAGACUCAAGGGCCCCGGCCGUACAUUACCUGGUACCACCUUGCUGUCUCAGCAAGAAUCUUAAAAGCAGGCAAAAGUGUCCUUGAAGCAAGAAUGGCGAAUUCGGAGCUCGAUAAUGUCAUUGCGUUCUGGAAGAUUGCUUUCAUGAUUCUCGGAUGUAUAACAGGUCGGAUUUACGGACAGAUUCGCUAUACCAUUCCCGAGGAAAUGGAGAUAGGGGAUUUUGUUGGAAAUAUCGCUGCUGAUUUGAUUUUAAAUAUACCACAACUAAAGGCUCGAAAAGCUCGGCUAACGUCUGACAAUGGCGGACAGUACAUGAAGGUAAAUUUAGAUAAUGGGAUUUUGUCCAUUCGUGAAAGAAUGGACAGGGAGCUUCUUUGUGGGACAGUAAGUGUGUGCACUAUUACUUUUGAAAUAAUACUAGAAAAUCCUUUGGCGGUGUACCGCGGGGAUGUGGAGAUUCUUGAUAUAAAUGAUAAUGCCCCCGUAUUCCGGGACAGCAUCAUUGCCUUGCAGAUGUCAGAAGCGGUUACACCCGGAGCACAAUUCCCGCUAGAGAGCGCAGAAGAUCCGGAUGUUGGAUUAAAUACAGUUGUUUCGUACACAAUCAGUUCCAAUGAAUACUUCAGCAUAAAAUCACAGCGAAGUGAGUAUGGAGUUGUAAAUGCCGAGUUACAGCUACAAAACCCAUUAGACAGAGAGCGGAAGUCAGCUUUUCAGCUGAUCCUUACUGCGAUUGAUGGUGGGAUACCAAACAAGUCCGGUACAACUCAAAUCCUCAUUACAGUGGUGGACUUCAACGAUAACCCACCAGUAUUUGAUCGUGAAGUUUAUAAGGGAAACAUAAAGGAAAAUGCCCCCCAAGGUACAUUGGUGCUGGCAGUCAAAGCAACUGAUUUGGACGAAGGCUUGAAUUCUGAGCUAACAUAUUCUUUUAGUAAGUUAACUUCUCCGAAAAUUCGUGAGUUGUUCAGUUUGGAACCGCAUACGGGGGAGAUUUGGGUAGAAGGAGAGCUAGAUUUUGAAGGAGUGAACAGUUAUACCCUGAAUGUCCAAGCUUUGGACCAUGGAUCACCUGCAAUGGGAGGACGCACCACGGUGAUAAUCAAAGUAACUGAUGUAAACGACAACGCACCUGAGGUAACGGUUGGAUCAAUUACCAAAAAAAUUGUGGAAAAUGCUCCACUUGGAACUUUGAUAACGCUUAUCAAGGUAAUUGACCGUGAUUCUGGAGAAAAUGGACGCUUUCACUGUGACACUCCAACGAACGUCCCCUUCACACUUCGAAAGUCAUCAAGUAAUCAUUACGAGUUAAUUACCAAUGGACCUUUGGACCGUGAAGCUGUCGAUGAAUAUAACAUAGCUAUAACAUUUCGAGACUUAGGAACACCCUCACUGUCCACAAAUAAAACCAUCAAUGUUGUAAUUUCAGAUGUGAAUGAUAACGCACCACGGUUUUCUCAGUCAUCCUACAACAUAUAUGUAACGGAGAAUAACUCCCCGGGCUCUUCUCUUUUCGCAGUGACUGCAAAUGAUCCUGAUAUGGGCCAGAAUUCUUAUGUAUCUUAUUCCUUUCUCGGGAAAAUUAAUCAAGAUUUCUUAGUAACCAAUUACCUCAGUAUUAACUCUAUGAAUGGUACAAUUUACACGCUGCGCUCUUUUGACUAUGAGCAACUGAAAACCUACCGCACCUUUGUUGAAGCCUGUGAUGCUGGUGUGCCUAAGCUAAGCAGCACCGCUACGGUGAACAUUAUCAUCCUCGAUCAAAAUGACAACUCACCGGUAAUUGUUUCACCUUCGGCACAGCCUGCAUCAUCAACAGUGGAAUGUGUGCCCCGAGCAGCGGGUAUUGGCUACUUGGUCACCAAAGUAAUAGCAACUGAUGCGGAUUCUGGGCAAAACGCUCGGCUGUCUUAUCAAAUGAGAAAAGCUACCGAUCCCAGUUUGUUUAACAUUGCAAAACAUUCAGGUGAAAUUAGAACAAUGCGCAAAAUUCUGGAGUUUGAUGAAACUUCGCAUACGCUUCUCAUCUUGGUUAUGGACAAUGGAGAGCCAAUUCUCUCCAGCACGGUUACAAUUCAUAUUGCAGUUUUAGAGAAUAUCACUGAAACAGUGACUGAGGCCGGUAACUUAAGGAGCAGUUCUGAACAAUUCACUGAUUUAAAUAUUUAUCUUAUAAUCAUUUUCAGUUGCACUUCUGUUCUCUUUCUUGGGGUUAUCCUUCUACUAAUUGGCUUGAAAUGCAAGCAAAAUACGAGCACCUUCCAAGACUAUAAUUCUUCCGCUUGUGCAGAUUCAAACUAUACGUUUAAUGGAACACCUGCGAUGCAGGAAACUUUACGCUAUCCUGGAACUGGUCGUUUAGUCCGCGUGACAGAUUCACACCAUUACUCUGUGUGUCUGUCUCCAGAAUCAGCUAAGAGUGAAUUUCUCUUUUUGAAACCACGCAGCGGACCGACGUCUCAGGUAGUUCGUUUACGUUCUGUAAACUCGGAAACAUCAAAAUUGCUAAUGGUCCGCAUGGUUUCCAUUGUUAAUUUAUCUCAAAUAUGUUCUUAUAUAACUGAAGGAACAAUGGCGAGUUCGGCGCUGAUCAACAUUACGUUUUGCGGCGUUAUUUUCGCGAUUCUGGGAUGUAUAACCAGUCCUAUUUUAGGACAAAUUCGUUAUUCUAUUCCCGAGGAAACGGAGAGAGGGACCUUUGUUGGAAAUAUCGCAGAAGAUUUGAGAUUACUGUCCGAUCGUAAAUUGCGAUUAACCUCGGAUGAUGGCGGUCAACACAUGAAGGUAAAUUUAAAUAAUGGGAUUUUGUCUUUCCGUGAAAGAAUCGAUGGGGAGGUUCUUUGUGGACAAGCAACGAUGUGUAGAAUUCUUUUUGAAAUAAUACUGGAAAAUCCCAUGGUCGUGUAUCGCGGGGAUGUAGAGAUUCUCGACAUAAAUGAUAAUGCUCCCACUUUCCGAGAGGGCCCCAUUGUCUUACAGAUAGCUGAAAAUAUCGCACGCGGGGUACGCUUUCCUCUCGAGACUGCCGAAGAUUCGGACACUGGAAUAAAUACAGUUGCUGGUUACAAGCUCAGCUCCAACGACUACUUUAAUCUAAAAACGCAGAGAACUGAGUAUGGUGUUGUAAGUGCCGAGUUGCUGUUAGAGAAACCUUUGGAUCGAGAGAUGCAGUCAGCCUUUCAGCUUGUUCUGACGGCAACUGAUGGCGGAAUCCCACAGAGAUCUGGCACAACUGUGAUUCUCAUCAACGUAGUGGAUGUCAACGAUAAUCCACCAGUAUUUGAUCGCGACUUAUACAAGAUCAGCUUAAUGGAGAACUCACCCAAAGGUACAUUGGCUCUGAAAAUCAAGGCAACUGAUAUGGACGAAGGGCCAAAUGCUCAGCUCACAUAUUCUUUCAGCAAGAUGCCAGCACCAAAGCUUCUUGAAUUGUUCAGUUUAAACCCCAGUACUGGUGAGAUUCAGGUUGAAGAACUAGAUUACGAAGAAGCGUCCAGUUAUUCCUUGAAUGUUUAAGCUACAGACCACGGAGCACCUCCAAUAACGGGACACUCCAAAAUUUUCAUCACGGUAAUUGAUGUAAAUGACAACGCACCCGAGAUAAAAGUGACAUCGUUUACAAGCAAAGUUCCAGAAAAUGCUCCACUGGGAACGUUGAUAAUUUUGAUCAAUGUUAUUGAUCGGGAUUCUGGAGAAAAUGGACAGUUUCACUGUGGCAUCCCAAAGAAUGUCCCUUUUAAACUUAGAACAUCAUCGAAAAACCAUUAUGAGUUGAUUACCAGUGGACCGUUAGACUGUGAAAUUGUCGCUGAGUAUAAAAUAACCUUUGUAGCUCGGGAUUUAGGAUCGCCUUCCCUGACAACAAAUAAAACUAUCCGGGUUUUAAUUUCAGACGUGAAUGAUAACGCCCCACGGUUUGAUACAUCGUCCUACAAUAUCUAUGUGAUGGAGACUAAUACUCCAGGUAGUUCCAUUUUCGAGGUAACGGCAAAGGAUUAUGACAUGGAUGAGAAUUCCCAUGUAUCGUACUGCUUUCUGGAGGACCUUAACCAGGCCUCUCCAUUUUCCAGUUACCUCAGCAUAAACUCGAUGAAUGGCACUAUUUACGCGUUGCACUCUCUUGACUAUGAAGAACUUAAACAUUUCCAGCUGCAUGUUCAAGCCCGUGACGCUGGAGUGCCCCCACUGAGCAGCACCGCUGCAGUGAAUGUGAUCAUCCUGGAUCAAAAUGAUAACGCACCAACGAUUGUUUCGCCCUUAGCACAGAGUGGAUCAGCAGCCGUAGAGACUCUGCCUCAUUCAGCGGCCCAGGGCUACUUGGUGACUCAGAUAGUGGCAACUGAUGCGGAUUCUGGUCAGAAUGCACGCCUCUCCUAUCAGUUAAUAAAAGCUACCGAUUCCACGUUGUUUAACAUUGGACCAUAUUCUGGCGAAAUCAGAACAGCGCGCAACAUUUCGCAGUCCGAUGCUACCACACACACUCUCACCUUCUUGGUAAAGGACAAUGGACAGCCAAGCCUCUCCAAUACGGUUACAAUGCACAUUAAUGAUUUGGAGAAUAUCACUGAAAAAGUGACUGAUUCUGGUAACUUACCGAGAAACAACAAAUAUUUCACCGAUUUCAACAUGUAUUUAAUAAUCAUUUUUGGUUUCACUUCCGGUCUCUUUCUUGUGAUUAUCCUUCUGCUAAUUGGCCUAAAAUGCAAGCAAGACAGGCGUGUCUCCCAAACAUAUUAUUCUUCCGGUUGUGGAGUGUUACGUAUUCAGUCAACCAGCUUCCUUAACAACCACUUGCGCUCCAUGUAUCUUCGUGUCACCUACGAACAUAGCAACAAAGCCAUCACUCCCUCAUACAAAUCACUGAAAUAUAACGCGAAGCAUGGAAAUUCAAACGAUAAUUUCAAUCGUACACCAACAAUGGAGGAAAACUUACUCUACCCUGGGACUGGCCGCAUGAUUCGCGUGCCGGAAUCAUACCGUUACACGGAUCUUGUAGUAAAUGGAAGUUUUGUGUUCUUGCUGCCGGAUGCUGACGUGCUGCAAGACCCAGAGUCUCCCAGGGAACUAGAUCUACCUGGUGGAUCUGGCUGCAGCUCUUUGAAGACCGUAUUCGGGAUCGGCAGCAGCAGCUGGGUGACCUUCGUCUUCUACGGGACAGAUUUUGUUGGGAAGUUCCAGUUCACUUACUGCUACAUUUUAGCUUGGAUUAUAAAGAUCAGUCCCAUACUCUACUCCCUCUUCACUUACGACGGUGCCCCUGGAUUUGACACCAUCAUCAUCGUUAAAGUCGCAGACGACACAACAGUGAUCGGGUUGAUCUCCAAAAGAGACGAAUCAGCGUACAGAGCGGAUGAACAGAACUUAGUGAGCUGGUGCUCAGAGAACAACCUGUCUCUUAAUACAGCAAAGAUUAAGGAGCUAUUUAUCAAUUUUGGAAAGUCACGGGAUGACGAGUAUGCUCCAGUCUACAUUAACAGAUACAUAGUGGAGAGAGGGUCCAGUUUCAGAUUCCUGGGAAUAUACAUCUCGAAAGACCUUACAUGGUCCACUAACACCACAGCAAUAGUUAAGAAAACACAGCAACCUAGAGAAGCGAUGGCGAGAUUGCGAGGAGGAAGCAGGAUUUAUGUUUUCCUAUCUUGUGUAUCGUACCUGGUCUCAGGACAAAUUCACUACACGAUUCCAGAGGAACUGGAGUACGGGGCAUUUGUCGGAAAUAUCGUUACAGAUCUAAUGCUAAAUAUCUGGGAGUUAUCCACGCGUAAUCUGCGGCUGGUGUCUGAAGAUAUAAAACAGUACAUAGAGUUAAAUCGACAAGAUGGUGGUUUAUUUGUCAACGGACGGAUCGACAGAGAACAGUUAUGUCGGCAAAGCACAAUUUGUUCCCUUUCUCUACAAAUAGCACUCGAUAAUCCGCUGGAAAUACAUCACGUUGUGGUGGAAAUACAAGACGUAAAUGACAAUUCGCCCAGCUUUUCAAAAGAUGAAUUUUCACUUGAGAUUAGCGAAUCAAUUGCACCAGGGACACACUUCCCCGUCGAAAGUGCGCGAGACCCGGACGUGGGUAUAAAUACAAUCAGCAAUUACCACGUUAGCUCAAACGAGCACUUUGGCCUCAAGGUACAGAUCAGAAGCGAUGGGAGUAAAAGUGCCGAGUUAUUAUUAGAAAAGGCUUUGGACCGCGAACAGCAGUCUACUUUUCAGCUGAUACUGACAGCAGUUGACGGGGGUACUCCACACAGAUCUGGUACUGCACAAAUUAUUAUUUCAGUACUGGACAGCAACGACAAUGCUCCUGCAUUUGAUAGCGAACUGUACAGAGCCACUGUGCUUGAAAAUGCGCCUAAAGGCGCAUUAGUGAUUCAAAUCAACGCUGUUGAUAAGGAUAAAGGCAGCAAUGGUGAGUUGACUUAUUCUUUCACCAGACACGUUUCUAAAGAGAAUCGCGAAUUAUUCCAAUUGGACCCAUUAACUGGAGAGAUCCGAGUUCAAGGCGUUUUGGAUUUUGAAGAGUCAAGUGUUUAUGAACUUGAUGUGGAAGCAGUUGAUCGUGCUCCACCAGGUCUUGCAGGACAUGCCAAAGUAAUAGUCGGAUUAAUUGAUGUUAAUGAUAAUGCACCCAAGGUUGAGGUGUCCUCUGUAUCCAGUGCUAUCCCAGAAGAUGCACCACCAGGUACUGUGAUUGCUCUCAUCAGUGUCAGUGACGUUGACUCGGAAGUAAAUGGUCAACUUCAGUGUCAGAUUCCUGAUAAUGUUUCAUUUAAACUUCAACCAUCUUCACAGAAUAAUUACAAACUGGUUACCCGCGAUUUCCUCGACCGGGAAGCAGCUCCAGUACACGAUGUUUCUAUUUCAGCCUGGGACGGUGGGUCGCCUCCUCUCUCGACAUAUACGUCCAUCAGGAUUGCUGUUUCUGACAUAAAUGACAAUGCACCGGUAUUCAAACAUUCGUUAUAUAAUAUAUAUCUAACAGAGAACAACGCCCCCGGUGCUUCCAUAUUCAGGGUAACUGCUGCAGACUCUGAUCAGGACCAGAAUAGUGAUGUGACCUAUUCUAUUUUGGAAAAUGGCACAGAAGGAGGCCCUGGAUACAUUACAAUUAACUCUAAAAAUGGAGAUAUUUAUUCACUUCGCUCAUUUGAUUAUGAACAACUUAAACAGUUCCAGGUGAAGCUUCAAGCCAGGGAUGCUGGAACACCUUCUCUCAGUAGUAGUGCCGUUUUGAAUGUUAUCAUUCUGGACCAAAACGACAAUGAGCCUAUUAUUGUUUCACCUUUGCUUUGGAACAGUUCAGCGAUUGUGGAGAUGGAAUCUCAACAAUUGUAUCCUGGCCACCUGAUUACGAAGAUAAUUGCCAUGGACGCUGACUCUGGGCAGAAUGGGCGGCUUUCGUAUCAAAUGUUAGAGGCUACUAAUCCACAAUUGUUUAAUGUGGAUUCUCUGUCUGGAGAAAUCAGAACAACUGGAAGCUUUGGGAGCCAAGAUCUCGUCGCAGAAAAGCUGGUUUUAUCCGUAAAGGACAAUGGACAGCCACGACUCUCCAGUACUGUCACAAUCUCCUUUUCAAUCUUGCUCAAUUUUACUAAUAACUCAUUUGAAUUCACUCAGGAACCCCAGAAUUCGGACUAUUUAAACUUUUAUUUAAUUAUCCUGUUAGGGUCAACUUCUAUAGUUUUUCUACUAAUCAUUAUUUUAUUGGGUGUCGUGACGUUCAAGCAGGGGAGGAAUAUCGCUGAAGGUUACAACUCUAUAGCCUGUUGCUACAAUCGAAGGAAUUCGAACAUUACUUUGAAACAGCGAUCUGUAACAACGCAUAUGUUGAAUUAUUCCGGGCCCGACAACGCUAAUGGUUAUGGCUACACGGUGUGUAUCACACCGGAAUCAUCUAACAGUGAAUUUAUGUUCCUAAAGCCCUGCCAGUCAACCCUACCUCUCAGAGAAGUGAAUGACCGUGAUCCGAACGCACCAACACUUUUAAACGUCAGCAUCAAAACCAAGCCAGCCAGUCUUGGGAGAGCUAGGGCAUCUUCCGGAGAGGCGUAUGACGUGGAGAACGAAAGCCGAAGCUUCCUCAGUCACAAGAUCAACAGCUAUACCUUUGGCGGCUUCAUCCCAAAUAUUUACAUAAAUUAUGAAAAGACGGUGCCACAGCGUCAUCAGAAGUGGGCCAACUCUCCUUGCAUCAUGAAAAAAAUGGCGGAUGCAUUAACGAGCCGUGCAUCUUUUGUUGUCCUUUUUUGCGCGUCAGCCAUAGUUUCUGGACAGCUUCGGUAUGCCAUACCCGAGGAAAUGAAGCUCGGGGGCUUUGUGGGAAAUAUCGCUGAAGAUGUAAGUCUGAGCGUUUGGGAGCUAACGGUUCGCAAUUUCAGACUGAUUUCCGAUGAAGUGGAACAGUAUCUGCAGGUAAAUGUGGAUAAUGGCAUUUUGUUUGUUCGGAAAAGAAUUGACAGAGAACAGCUAUGCAGACAAAGCCUUAGCUGCUCACUUUCGUUUCAAAUUGUGCUCUAUGAUCCUGAAGAGAUGCACAGUUUCACGGUUGAAAUCCUAGAUAUAAACGAUGAUUCUCCUACCUUUCAAAAUAAUGAAUUCACCUUGCAAAUUAAUGAAUUAAUUGCACCGGGAACGGGCUUCCCUUUAGAGAGCGCAAGUGAUCCUGACGUAGGUACGAAUACAAUCAAUACUUGCCAGAUCAGUCCGAACGAGCACUUCAGUAUUAUAGUGCAGACAAGACGGGGAGGAAGCAAGACUGCCGAGUUGUUAUUACAAAAACCGUUGGACCGCGAGCAGCAGGCAACCUUUCAGCUCAUACUGACUGCCAUUGAUGGUGGGAACGCCAGCCGUUCUGGAACGGCUCGUAUCAUCAUUACUGUGGAGGAUGGGAAUGAUAACGCUCCCGUAUUUGAUCAUGAAAACUACAGCGCAACCUUAGCAGAAAACGUUCCCAAAGGAACGAUGGUGACAGAAAUCAACGCUGUCGAUGUGGAUGAAGGUCGCAACGCUGAAAUCACUUACAGCUUCACAAAUCAUGUUACUCAAAUGAUUCGCCAGUUGUUCAAACUUGAUCCACGUACAGGAUAUGUUAGAGUUGAAGCAUUAAAUUUCGAGAAAUUCCAAUUUUACGAACUUGAUGUACAAGCAACGGAUAAGGGCUUUCCUGCUUUGACAGGGCACGCAAAGGUUAUCGUAACUUUAUUAGACGUUAACGACAAUGCUCCCGCAAUACAUGUGAUCUCAUCUUCAAGAACAGUUCCAGAAAAUGCUCUGCCUGGUACGGUGGUUGCGAGAUUCAGCGUGACAGAUUUAGAUACUGGGGUAAAUGGCCAAGUUCAUUGCCAAAUUUCUAAAGAGAUUCCUUUCUCUCUUCAAAGAUCUUCGAGCAAUGAUUAUAACUUAGUUACAAAUGACGUUUUGAAUCGAGAAGCAACUACAAUAUAUUGCAUCUCGAUAUUUGCCGGGGAUGGUUGUUCGCCUCCACUCUCAACGCAAAAAUCCGUCUUUAUUUCAGUUUCUAAUAUAAAUGACAACAAACCUCAAUUCACACAGUCCACAUAUAACGUGUUUGUGACAGAAAAUAACACAUCCGGAUCUUCGAUAUUUUCUGUUUCCGCAUUAGAUUCUGAUAUUGACCAAAAUGGUGACGUGAUGUAUGCUGUUUUGAACAGUAUAAUCGAUCAGAAUUCUAUAUCCAGGCGUGUUAUGAUUCACUCCAAAAGUGGCAAUAUAUAUGCACUGAUUUCCUUUGAUUAUGAGGAACGGAAGCAUUUCCAAUUCCAAGUUCAAGCUAAGGAUUCUGGAAGUCCACCAAUGAGCAGCACUGCCACCGUAAAUAUUAUUAUUCUGGACCAAAAUGACAAUGCUCCAACCAUUGUUUCUCCUUCGAUAUUGAACGGUUCAAUAUCAGUGGAUACUGCGCCUCAGUCAGUAUCAAGUAAGGUAAUCACCAAGGUAAUCGCUACUGAUGCAGAUACUGGUCAAAACGCAAGACUUUCAUUCCAGUUAUUGGAAGGUACUGAUCCCGGUCUGCUCACUGUGGAUGUCAUCUCUGGGGGAAUCAGAGCUACUCGAAAUUUUAGGGACCAAGAGCUGAUUACAACCAGACUUGUCCUCCUUGUGAAGGACAGUGGACAACCUAGCCUCUGCAGUACAGCUACAAUAAUCUUCUCUAUCCUGCCUAACAGUACGAUACCAUCUUCCAAAAGUUCAGUUGAGAUUCGAGAAUCGAAGAAUAUUUCCAAUCUCAAUUUAUACUUGAUAAUAAUGUUUGGAUCAACUACCUUCCUAUUUCUGGGAAUUAUAAUUUGGCUGGUGAUGUUGAAACUUAAACAAGACGGAAAUAUUAAUAAAGGGUGCAGUUCUGGGUUUUGCUGUUAUAAUCCUCGAAGUUCUGAUAGCACAAGAUCCAAUACAAAUGAAGAUUCAAGUUAUGUCAGAUCUGGUCAGACCGAAGGUUAUUAUUAUACCGUCUGCUUAUCACCAGAAUCUUCUAAAACUGAUUUCUUAUUUCUAAAACCCUAUAAUUCUACUUUACACUUUAAUGAACUGAGUGUCUCAGAGAACAGCGCACGAAAAUAA